UGGUCACACCGGAGGGUGCACUCGCUAAGUAAAAUCCACCACGCUCUCUCCGCUCCACACUCACACACGCGUUCUCCCGCUUGCUAUAUCCAUUUCGCUUCUGCCUGCCCAUCCCGUUUGGUGCGUAAGAGCGGUACAGCUGCCAUGUUGCAUGGCUGUACAGAGACCGCCAUCUUGAAAUUGUGCUCCCUCUCUCCAACUGUCGCAUUCUUGCACGCUGACCGUCAGCAGUGCGUUAGAACGGCACAACAGCAUAAGCCUGGCGCGUGCGCCUCGUGCCCAACCGCUUUCCAUGUGUGCGUGUGUAUUCGCAUUUUCAGUAAUUUCGAAAAAAAUUUUUGUAUAUUUGAUGGCGACAAGAAACUCGCGCGUUUGUCGAAAAACCGUAGCGCGUACGUAUAUAUCGGUGUGUAGAAAUUACUAAAAAAAUAUGUUGCACCUUUUUAACAGUCGUGUACAAUCUGUAUGUUGUAUAUGUUCAAUUUAGAUACAACAACAACGCAACACAGUUUUUAACAACAUAAACAAAAUCGACAAGCUUAAUUUUGGCUAAACCAACAACCAGCAUGCAACGAAUGCUAUAGCAAAAAAAAAAAAAAAAAAAAAAACAGCAGCGCGGCCAUAAAAAAGUCAAAAUAAAGAAACCAUUUGGAUAUCCCCUUCAAAAGGAUAAAUUGCAGCAGAAGGAGUGGAUUUCACCAAAAAACAAACAUUUUAACAAGAAAAGGACGAAGGAAAUAUUCAUAGGGUCGCCUACUAAAAGAUUUGCGUACAAUAAAGGAUUAAAGCCACAAUGCCUUCAGUAGCUGUCGUAGCUUUUGAAUCCUUGGCCCUCGAAUCAGCUAAACCCAGUCGAUUCCAAUGAGAGGAGCCUGGGCCCUUAGAAUCUGGAGCAGGCGAGUGCACAGACAUUGCUGAGCAUGAAGCAAUCACUACGGACCACUACGCAGCAUUAUCCUUUAAACAAGAAGAAAUUUUUAUCGAAAACCAGAACAGGAGCAGCAGUCGUAUUAGGAGGUGAAAAGACGAUAGAAAACGGAGGAGGAGGAACACCAGGAGUAGGAGUCGCAGGAGCAGGCGUAUCCAGUCGCAGGAGAAGGAGGUGGUCACCGGCUACAUAGGACUAGUCCCCACCCAUUCCCCCACCCCCCAAAACACCUAUUAAGGACCCUCCAAAUUACCCGUUGCAAAAGUCAAGAACAAGGAGCAGCCGAUCAGAGGACAAGGAGGAGAAGAGCAGGAGGAGACGGAGACGGCCCGUGUGUGUGUGUGUAUGUGGAGUGUGUGUGUGUCGGCCGUCUCAGUCGGAUAACUACGAAACCCAGAUUCUCCGAAAACAACUCUCUUAGAAUUCGAGGUCCACAUCCCAAGCUAAAGCAGCAGCAGAACCACCACACCGACCACAACCACAAGCACAACCACAAGAAGAACCAACACCACCAGCACCACCAUGUCGUCCAGUGAGCCACCGCCUCGUUACGAGCCACCCGUGGAGCCAGUCAAUGGCAUUGUACAGCCACCGGUGAUCCCGCCAGCGGAACGACCUGGCCGCAAUACGAACCAAUUGCAAUAUCUGAUCAAGACGGUGAUGAAGGUGAUAUGGAAGCACCACUUCUCGUGGCCCUUCCAACAGCCCGUCGAUGCCAAGAAGCUCAACCUGCCCGACUACCACAAGAUCAUCAAACAGCCCAUGGACAUGGGCACGAUCAAGAAGCGGCUGGAGAACAACUACUACUGGUCCGCCAAGGAGACCAUACACGACUUCAACACGAUGUUCAACAAUUGCUAUGUCUACAACAAGCCCGGCGAGGAUGUCGUUGUGAUGGCCCAAACACUCGAGAAGGUCUUCCUCCAGAAGAUCGAAUCGAUGCCCAAGGAGGAGCUCGAACUGGAGCCGGUAACGGCCAAGGGUGGCAAGAAGAAGCAACGGGCGCCGGCUACGCCCAAGUCAUCGUCAUCAGCGGCCGGUGCAUCCAGCGGAGCAUCCGGCGCAUCCUCCUCGGCGGCAGUCAGCAGCGGAACGGGCAGUGGCUCGAACAAAGUCUCAGCCGCCGCGUCAUCCGCGCAACAGUCUGGCCUGCAGGGAGCGACGGGUGCGGGCGGCGGUUCAGCGGGCACACCGGGAAGCCAGGCGGGUUCCGGUGCCGCAGGCGGAGGAGCGACCGCCACCCGACCCGUUUCCGCCAUGGGCGGCACGGUUUCAUCGACGGCCGGCGGUGCACCGUCCAUACCACCGAUUAGCACAAUGCCACCGCACACGGUGCCGGGCAGCACCAAUACGACGACGACAGCGAUGGCUGGCGGCCCGGCCGGUGGCGGAGCUGUGGGUGCAGCUGCGGCCAAUCCCAAUGCCGCCGCCCUGAUGGCCAGCCUCCUGAACGCCGGCCAAACCGGCGGUUAUCCCGGCGCGCCGGCGGUCAACAGCUCAUCCCUGCUCGAUGGCAGUACAGUGGCAGCGGCAGCAGCGGCGGCAGCAGCAGCAGCGGCGGCGGCGAGCGGAGCAGGUGGAGCCGGCGUCGGAGGAGCGGGCGGUGGCGUGACAAUACCAUCGGUCGCCGUCAACGCAGCCAACGCGGUGCAGGCGUAUGUGAACGCCGGCGUUAGUGUCGGCGUCGAUGCCGUGAUACCGCCGCAGCAGCCCGCCAAAAUCAAGAAGGGCGUCAAACGGAAGGCGGACACCACGACGCCGACGGCCAAUGCCUUCGAAUCGCCGUACGCGCAGAUGGACUCCAAAUCGGCCAAGAUUGCGACGCGGCGGGAGUCGAAUCGUCAGGAUCUUACAUUCCAGGGCUCGGGAUACAAUAUGUCGCCGCUGGGCGUUUCCGGCGUUCCCGGACUUGGCGGUAUGGUUGCCGGCGGCGUCGCCGGCGUUGCUGUGGCCAAGAACAAGGAGAAGCUAUCGGAUGCGCUCAAGUCGUGCAACGAGAUCCUCAAGGAGCUCUUCUCGAAGAAGCACUCGGGCUAUGCCUGGCCGUUCUACAAGCCAGUCGACGCGGAGAUGCUCGGCCUGCAUGACUACCACGACAUAAUCAAGAAGCCGAUGGAUCUGGGCACUGUCAAGCGAAAAAUGGACAAUCGCGAGUACAAGAGCGCGCCGGAAUUCGCCGCCGACGUGCGAUUAAUAUUCACCAAUUGCUACAAAUACAAUCCGCCAGAUCACGAUGUCGUCGCCAUGGGACGCAAGCUCCAGGACGUCUUUGAGAUGCGCUACGCGAACAUACCCGACGAGCCGGUGGCCAAUGCGGCCCACCAUCACGGCCACGGUCAUGGUCAUGGCCACGGCCAUGGACACGGCCACGGACAUGGUCACGGGCAUGGGCAUGGCCACGGCUACGGCGGCUCCUCCUCACUCAAGCACGAUGCCAGCGACUCGUCCAGCGAGGAUUCCAGCGACACCGAAAACGAAUCGAACUCCGACGAGGAGCGCAGCGCCAAGCUGAAGAUGCUGGAGUCCAAGCUGCUCGGCCUGCAGGAGGAGAUCCGCAAGCUCUCCGAGGAGGCGUCCGCCAAGAAGAAGGCGAAGAAGAAGCUCAAGGAGAAGAAGAAGUCGUUGGGCGGCGUCGGGGGAGGAUCCGGUUCCGGUUCGGCCUCCCAUCACGGCCACGCCUCGGCGGGCGGUUCGGGCGCCGGCGGAUCAGCACCGACAGCGGGACAUGCGGGCGGCGUUUCCGGUGUGCCGGGCGGCGUCGGUGCUCUGGGCGCCGGCGGAGCGGGCAGUGCCAAUCUGAAUGCCCUGCUCAGCGGCUCGUUGGUCGGCCCGGGCGGAGCGGCCGUCGCCGGCGGCGUGCCGAAUGUUUCGGCGCUGCAAGGCCAGGUGCACGACAUGGCCAUGGCCUUUGGCCAGCUGGCGGGCGGCGGUGCCGCGGCCGGCGGCGGUGGCUUCGGUGCAGGCGUCUCGGCGGGAGCGGGCGCAUCGGCGGGCGGCAAGGCGGGCACCCUGGCCGGCGCACUGGCGGCGGGCGCAGCGGCGGGCGCCGGCGGCACGGCCACAGGCAGCGGCAGUGGCAGCAGUAAAGGUGCUAAGAGCAAGGGCGGACGCGGCGCCAAGGGCAGCGGUGGAGCCGGCGGCGUUGGAGCCAGCAAUAACGCCGCCGUGGGCAAUGCAGCUGGCGGCGGUGCAGCUGGCGCUGCGGCGGGCGCCGGUGGCGUCGGCGGCGUUGGCGGCGGUGCUGGCGGAGCAGGUGGCGGCGGCGGCGGCAAUGCCUCCAAGCGGGCCAAGGGCAGCAGCUCGGCGGGCGCUGGUGGCGCUGUCGGCGGUGCGAAUGCCAGCACCGGUGGCGCCGGUGCGCGCGGCAGCAGCAAGAAGAAGCCCAGCCAGGUGAUGAACUUCGACUCCGAGGAGGAGGACACGGCCAAGCCAAUGUCGUACGAUGAGAAGCGCCAGCUGUCGCUCGACAUCAACAAGUUGCCAGGUGACAAGCUCGGCCGUGUGGUGCACAUCAUCCAGAACCGGGAGCCAUCGCUGCGUGACUCCAAUCCCGACGAGAUCGAGAUCGACUUCGAAACGCUGAAGCCGUCGACGCUGCGCGAGCUUGAAAGCUAUGUGGCGUCGUGUUUGCGCAAAAAAACACAUAAAAAGCCUUCCGGCAAGUCGAAGGACGAGCAGAUGGCCGAGAAAAAGCAGGAGCUGGAAAAGCGUCUGCAGGACGUCACUGGUCAGCUGGGGGCAAGCAAGAAAACCGCCAAGAAAGAUGAGUCCGCUUCGAACAAGGUCGAGGCAGUGCAGCCGGCGAAUCCCGUGUCGUCGAGUUCCAGUUCCAGCGAUUCAUCGUCGUCGAGUUCGAGUGAUAGCAGUUCGAGUGACUCGAGUGACAGUGAAGCAGGCGAUGGUGACGAGCGACCGCCGCGCAAGAAAAAAUCACGGGACUCGAAUGGAAGCAAUGUAAAUAAUCCAAGUAUAAAUGUGGUCAUGGGCGGCAACCUGCCGAGCGGCGCCCUCACGCCGACGACCAUGCUGAUGGGCCUGGACCAUGUGGUGAACUCCAACACGCCCACAUCACAAAUGUCCAACAUGCUGGGCAACACCAAUCCGCUGACGGCAGCUGCCAUGCUGAACAACAACAACAAGACAUCGCUGCCGGGCAGCAACUUCGCUGGUGGCGGUGCUCCCAACUUGGCCGCCGGCCACAUGUUGCACGCCGGUGUUGCUGCAGUUAACGCGGCGGCGGGGCAGCAGCAGCAGCAGCAGCACAACAAGAACGGACCAAAUGAUCUGAGCAAAGGGCCGCCGGGUGGCUCCAUCACCGCCGCCCUGCCGCCGCACAGUUUCCCCGGAGGAGUUGGAGCAGGAUCAGGAGUAGGAGGAGUAGGAGGAACUGGAACGGGCGUGAGCAGCAGUCAGUCGACCAGCGGGGGCAUUCGCAUCGCCAGCAAUCUGCACAAGGCGGCCUCCGGCUUGGGGGGUGGCGGUGAUCUCGGCGAGCACCAUGCGGCACUGGCGGCUGCCCUGACGUCCGGCGUGAAUGUGAAUAGCACUGGCAAUGGCGGCACCACCACCACCAGCACCACCAACAACAAUAACAACAACAACAAUAACAAUAACAACACAAACCCCAUGGGCGGUGGCUCGCACGGAGACGCGAUGGCCAACGCCUCGCUGGGAUCGGGCCUCAAGCAGAUACCACAGUUCGACGACCCCGUGGAGCAGUCGCUGGCCUCGCUGGAGUUCAGCGCCGGCUCCACGGGCAAAUCCUCGCUGACGGACAACUUUUUGAUGCAGCAACACCUGAUGCAACCCGGCGGCGGAGGAGGACAGCAGCAGCAGCAGGCGCAGCAGCAGCAGCAACCGUUCGGCCACCAGCAGCAGCAGCACAUGGACUACGUCACGGAGCUGCUGACCAAGGGAGCGGAGAGCGUGAGCGGCAUGAAUGGCAACCACCUGCUCAACUUCAGCCUGGACAUGGCAGCCGCCUACCAGCAGAAGCAUCCCCAGCAGCAGCAGCAACAACAACAGCAGCAGCAACAGCAACAGCAGCAGCAGGCGCACAACAACGGGUUCAAUGUGGCCGACUUCGGUAUGGCCGGAUUCGAUAGCCUCAACAUGGGACAGGUCUCGCUGCUCGACCUCGAGCACACGCUCCAGCAGCAACAGCAACAGAUGCAGCAGCAGAUGCAGCUGCAGCAGCAACACCAGCAGCAGCAGCAGCAGUCGCACCAGCAACAGCAGCAGCAGUCGCACCAGCAGCAGCAGCAACACCACCAGCAACAGCAGCAACUGACGCAGCAGCUGCAACAGCAACACCUCCAGCAGCAGCAACAGCAGCAGCACCAACAGCAGCUGCACCAGCAGCAGCAGGUGGCCAACAAGCUGCUGAUCAUACCCAAGCCCAUCGAGUCGAUGAUGCCCAGUCCGCCGGACAAGCAGCAGCUGCAGCAGCAGCAGCAGCAGCAACAGCAACAGCACCAGAAGGUGUUGCCGCCGCAGCAGUCGCCCUCCGACAUGAAGCUCCAUCUCAAUCAGGCGGCGGCGGCUGCUGCUGCGGCGGCGGCGCAGGGCAAGCUGGCGCAGGCCUUCAAGGCGUCCAACGAGCAGAACCUGAAGAACGCCAGCUCGUGGUCGUCGCUGGCAUCGGCCAACUCGCCGCAGUCGCACACGUCGAGCAGCUCGAGCAGCAGCAAGGCCAAGCCGGCGAUGGAUUCGUUCCAGCAGUUCCGCAACAAAGCCAAAGAACGCGACCGCCUCAAGCUGCUCGAGGCGGCCGAGAAGGAGAAGAAGAACCAGAAGGAGGCCGCCGAGAAGGAGCAGCAGCAGCGCAAGCACCACAAGUCCUCCUCCGCCGCCUCGGCAGCGGCAGCGGCGGCCGCAGCCGUUGUGGCCGUCCAAGCAGCGGCGGCGGCGGCGGCAGCCGGGGCAGCUGCUGCGGCAGCGUCGGUGGGCGGCUCCGGCGGCUCGAAUGCCUCCGGCGGAUCCAAUGCCUCCGGCGGCAGCAGCAGCAGUGCCUCGGGCGGAGGCGGUGGCGGUGGUCCAGCUUCGGGCAACCAGGCGAUCGGCGGCGACCGUGAGCGUGAAAGGGAUCGCGACCGGGAACGUGAGCGCUCCGGCAGCGGAGGAGGAGGUGGCGGCGGCGGCGGCGGUCAGUCGGGCGGCAAUGGGAACAACAGCAGCAAUUCGGCCAACAGCAAUGGACCCGGCAGCGCGGGAAGCGGAGGCAGUGGCGGCGGAGGAGGAGGAGGAGGAGGCAGCACCGCCAGCACCGGCGGACCGAACAGUGGCGGCGGCGGCAAUGCCAACAGCAACAGCGGCGGAGGCGGCGGCGGCGGAGGAGGCGGGGCACCGCUGCUCAAUGCCGGCAGCAACAGCAACAGCGGCGUUGGCAGUGGCGGCGCCGCGAGCAGCAACAGCAACAGCAGUGUCGGCGGCAUCGUUGGCAGCGGCGGACCCGGAUCGAAUAGCCAGGGCAGCAGCGGCGGCGGCGGCGGUGGUGGCGGUGGCGGUGGCGGAGGUGGGGGACCGGCCAGCGGCGGUGCCGGUGGCGGCGGCAUGGGUAGCGGCGCCCUCGAUUACGGACAGCAGGUGGCGGUGCUGACGCAGGUGGCUGCCCACGCACAGGCGCAGCACGUGGCGGCCGCUGUCGCCGCCCAGGCCAUCCUGGCCGCCUCGCCCCUCGGUGCCAUGGAGAGCGGCAGGAAAAGCGUGCACGAUGCCCAGCCGCAGAUCUCGCGGGUGGACGACAUCAAGGCGUCGCCGGGCGGCCAAGGCCAGAGUUCGCCGGCGCAGCAAUCGCCGCAGGACCGGGCCGCCGCCAAGCGAGCCGAGCAGCGGCGGGCCGAGCAGGAGCGGCGCAGGCGCGAAGCGUUGGCCGGCCAAAUCGAUAUGAACAUGCAGAGCGAUCUCAUGGCUGCCUUCGAGGAGACGCUGUAGGCCAAGGCCCGGAGAAAGUCGACCAACCACCGGGGCAGUGGCUUCGCCUCAACCAAUACCAAUACCAUUACCAAUACCAAUACGAACACCACCCGCAGCCGCAACCGCAACCGCAACGGCGACCGCAGCAACACCACCCACACCACCAGUAGCACCACCAGUAGCACCACCAGUGGCACCUCCAGUGGCACCACCAGUAGCACCUCAUCCAGGUGCUCCAGGCGGACGAGGCGCCAGCACCUGGGACACCGGCUGGAAGGAGCCAACUGGGACGACGGCUUGCAAGAGCGCGAGCAGAGCAGCACGGCUAAGACAGCAGCAACAAACAACGACGACAGUUCGGCCCAGAACUGUUAGAGCAAACAAAAAACAAAAAACAACCACACACUUCACCCAACAAUCAAAUAAACCAACAAACAUGCUGGCAAGCAAACGCGACCCAGCCAACAAGUUAAGGAAACAAACGGCAUAGGCUAAAACCAAUAAGCAAUGUUCUAAGGCGUAAAUCACAUACGUACAUUUAGUGAGGAUAUAUAUAAUGCAUAUACGAAAGGAGUGAGGAGGAGGAAAGCUGGGAGAAAUCAAGUGAAAGCCGCUACCAGCAAAAAAAAAAAAAAAGAAAAUCCAGCAGCAGCAGCAGCAACAGCAGCAGCGUCAAAAAACACACACAAACAGAGAAUGGCAAAUUUCCUUCGGUUAGCAAUUGAUUCUUCACAACUCUUUUCAAAUCACAUGUCACCUUCGAUGAUUGUGCAUUACAACAAAUUCGAUGGCGAUCGUGGGAUCGUGGCGACAAGGAAGUCCGCACAUGGUUCCGAAGCUUAUUAUGUUUAAUAUUAUUGAUUGCGUAGGCAAGUUUAGUUUGUAGUCCUAAACCUAAUUGAUAAUGCUUAUUUUUUUUUCCUAAUUGUAUUCAUACACCUAUGCUUAGAGUUGUUAACUAAUUUAAAACAAACACACAAAACAAACAAGAAAAACCCAACAAAAAAAAAAAAAAAAAAAAAAAAAGAACAAACAAAACAAGUCGAAACAAAACGAAAUCAAUUCAAGACAUCAUUCAAGACGUAAGGGGAUGGCGAAAUUCAAUUAUAUUAAUUUGAAAAACAAUGUCAUUAUAAAUAGAGUCCACCCGACGAUCCCCACUCCCCGUGCUCCGUGCCCCAUGACCCAUUCAGUCCAUCCCUCGGACCGCUGUGAACAGAACUUGAUGGAAUCUUAUUCUUUGACGAUUUUAUUCCUUUGCUUUUUUUUUUUUACCUGAAUGCGGCCGUAGAGCAGCCAGCACUCCACCUGUAAUUUAAACGCUGACAAAAGAAGCACUCACGCGUCUGCACGCGGCCAGACAUGAAUGUGCAAGCUUGAAAAAAACCGUUACGAUACGCAGAACCAGAACCGCAGACCCAAAAGAAAUAUAAAAGAGAAACACUAAGAAGUUCAGGCUUGGGCUUUCGACAUGAAAACAAAUUUAGUUAUAAGCAGCUACACCAUUCUUUGUAUAUGACGCGCCAAAAAGAAAAAAAAACAAAAAACACACAGGAGCAAAAAUAAGAAGAAGAAGAAGAAGAUGAUGAUGAAACUACGAUUAACUUGUAAUUUGUUGUUUGUUUUUAACGAGCACAAGCCCUUGCAAGUAGGCGCCAGGAAGGAUGCUAUCCCCAAAAUUGCAGUGACAAUUCAGUAAAUUAAUUAUACAUGUUUGGAGUCUCUGCCGUCUUCCAUGUAUACUCUUCGUCUAUAUCUUCAUCGCCUGCAUGCAUCCGAUCCUCCUCGUCAAUGUGUCCCUGUAUAUAGACCCUUAGGCACUUCUAGGUCAUCUCUCCAUCAGGGACUCUGAUCCUGUAAUAGCAAUAGGACUUAUGGUAGCAACUAUCUAUGUAAAAGCUAACGAAGUGGUUCAUCCAACUCUGCAGGUGCAUAAUGUACAUUUUAUUUAAGUUUGGGCUUCUGACUUCCGUUCAUUCGUUCGAUCGUUCGUUCUGUGCGUGACUGUGUUUGUGUUUGUGUGUGUGUGUGGGCGUGGGUGUGUGGGUGUUCAUAGGGGUACGUGUAUGUCCUUGUAUAUAGAGGCGGUCAGUCGAUCCGUAUCUUUCCCCGAUCAACCCGACUUCCCAGAUUUCCCCAGGAUCUUUGUUGUUAUGUACACUCGCAGGAAAUGUCAUUUCGUUUCGUGUAAAUUAGUUAUUUUCGACAGCGGGAGAAAAGCAGAAGAAAUUAUCACAAAAUAUCCCCCAUUCUAUAUUAACGAAAUCUAUAUAUAUAAAGAAUACGAAAAAAGAUGCAUCAGAAACAUAUAUACAAAAGAAAGGAACAUUUUUUUUCUAUACUUAAUUUUAGCAUUUAAUUGAGAUCACUCGAGAAGAUAAAAGAAAUGUAUGAAAAUAAAAAUUGAGAAAAAACCAAACGAUUCAAAGAAAAA
Drosophila ficusphila is the source of this 10277-nucleotide messenger RNA. RefSeq names its product homeotic protein female sterile (gene fs(1)h). Gene Ontology annotation, biological process: regulation of DNA-templated transcription; chromatin remodeling. NCBI's taxonomy places the organism in Eukaryota, Metazoa, Arthropoda, Insecta, Diptera, Drosophilidae. The coding region runs from base 1451 to 7861 and encodes 2136 amino acids. The transcript is spliced from 13 exons. The record is from RefSeq and is a predicted model, not a curated record. Gene Ontology annotation, cellular component: chromatin; nucleus.